This is a messenger RNA of Notechis scutatus (mainland tiger snake), 1609 nucleotides long. RefSeq names its product cell division cycle 37, HSP90 cochaperone (gene CDC37). Gene Ontology annotation, cellular component: cytoplasm. Gene Ontology annotation, molecular function: protein kinase binding; heat shock protein binding; protein-folding chaperone binding. Lineage: Eukaryota; Metazoa; Chordata; Lepidosauria; Squamata; Elapidae. The record is from RefSeq and is a predicted model, not a curated record. Gene Ontology annotation, biological process: protein folding; protein stabilization.
GGAAGCGGAUCUCCGAGCAGGAGCGGCGGCACCCCCACCCGCAGGGAAAGUCGUGGGAGCGGCGGCAGCAGCAGCAGCAGCGCCAUGGUGGAUUACAGCGUCUGGGAUCACAUCGAGGUGUCCGACGAUGAAGACGAGACUCACCCCAAUAUCGACACCCCCAGUCUUUUCCGAUGGCGGCACCAAGCCCGAGUUGAACGGAUGGAACAGUUCCACAAGGAGAAAGAGGAAAUAGACAAAGGAUCCCGGGAUUGCAAACGCAAGUUAUCUGAGUGCCAGAAGAAGAUAAAAGAACUUGAGUUGGGCAACGUAGAGAGCAGCAAAAAUGAGCUGCAGAGGUUACAGGCUGAGGCACAGCAAUUCAAGAAAGAAGAAAAGAGCUGGGACAAUAAGAUGGAAGAACUCAGGAAGAAGGAAAAGAAUAUGCCCUGGAAUGUUGACACUCUUAGCAAAGAUGGCUUCAGUAAGAGUGUCUUUAAUGUCAAAACUGAACAAGAUGAGGAAUCUGAAGAACAAAAAGAGAAGAAGCACAAAACAUUUGUGGAAAAAUAUGAGAAACAAAUCAAGCACUUCGGAAUGUUGCGGCAUUGGGAUGAUAGUCAGAAAUACCUAUCUGAUAAUCCACAUCUUGUUUGUGAAGAGACAGCCAAUUAUUUAGUCAUCUGGUGCAUUGAUCUGGAAGUAGAAGAGAAACAUGCCCUGAUGCAACAGGUAGCCCAUCAGACCAUAGUGAUGCAGUUCAUUCUAGAGCUGGCUAAGAGCCUGAAGGUUGACCCUAGAGCUUGUUUCAGACAAUUUUUUGCUAAAAUCAAGACAGCUGACCAGCAGUAUAUGGAAGGUUUUAAUGAUGAACUGGAAUCCUUCAAGGUUCGAGUGCAGGAGCGGGCUAAGACUCGCAUUGAAAGAGCUAUGAAAGAAUAUGAAGAAGAAGAGCGGCAGAAACGGCUGGGGCCAGGGGGCCUUGAUCCAGUAGAUGUGUACGAAUCUCUCCCACAAGAACUUCAGAAAUGCUUUGAUGUGAAAGAUGUGCAGAUGCUUCAGGAUUCUAUCAGCAAAAUGGAUCCUACUGAAGCAAAAUACCAUAUGCAGCGGUGUAUUGAUUCUGGCCUGUGGGUACCAAAUGCACAAUCAGCAGAAGGAGCGGUAAAGGGUGACAAGUUUGAAGGUGUCUAUGAGGAAGUUAAGAAGGAGAGCUCUGAGGAAGAAAAAGGAAAUCCCUGAAGCCUUGGCCGUAUGUCUGUAAAGCAGAUUGUUGCCCCAUUAUCUUCUGCCCAUCCUUUCACAUCAACCUGUUCAACGAUGAUGUGUUCUACAUAUUUAGACACUGAAAUUGUAUGAGCUGCUUCUUGACUGGCUCGCUUGCUCAUCCUGUGAACACAGUUCCCAACUUGUACAGCUUUGUUAUCUUAUUGGAAGCCAAGAUUUGAAGGGAGUCCACGCACCAUCAUGCAGGCUCAGAGUGGCUUGGCAUAGCAGUUCCAGCUUCUGUCUUGCUGUGAUGACACAAGUCAGCGUCCUAGUUACAAGUGUGCUAUUCAUAUCUAUCUUUUUGUUUGACAACCAGUGAAAGCUACCGAGCAAAUAAAAAGGUUGAAAUAGCUGAGAUUGA